GCCACGGACUGUAACUGGCUGCGUGGGGAGCCGGUGUGGGCGCAGCGGAGGACUUUCCUAUAAAAGCAGGGAUCCCGCGGACAGACGAGCCUGUCUCUCUGUCUCCGGCGGACCAGAGACGCGAUUCCCCGCCAACACCUUUCGCUAGUUCUCCCGUCACAGUUCGGAAAAAAAAUCAUCUCAGCUUCACAUAAAAAAGGAAUUCAUAGUUUGUGGUUCUGACUGACUCUCCAGCAAGGAUGUCCCGGACCGACGAGGUGCACCGUAUAACAGAGAAUGUCUACAAGUCCAUCAUGGAGCAGUUCAACCCCUGCUUGCGGAACUUCAUAGCCAUGGGAAAGAGCUACGAGAAGGCGCUCACCAGUGUCACAUAUGCUGCAAAGGGCUACUUCGACGCUCUGGUGCGGAUGGGCGAGAUGGCCAGCGAAAGUCAAGGCUCUAAGGAUCUUGAGGAGGCAGCAUGGGAGGUGCUCUUUCAGAUGGCUGAAGUGCACAGACAGAUCCAGAUCCAGCUUGAAGAGAUGCUGAAAUCUUUCCACAACGAGCUGCUCACAGAGCUGGAGAAGAAGGUCGAGUUGGAUGCACGCUACCUGAACGCUGCACUGAAGAAGUACCAGACGGAGCACAAGGGCAAAGGGGAGAGUUUGGAGAAGUGCCAGGCAGAGCUGAAAAAACUGCGCAGGAAGAGCCAGGGCAGCAAGCACCCGUCCAAGUACGGAGACAAGGAGAUGCAGUAUGUGGAGGCCAUCAGCAAUAAGCAGAGCGAGCUGGACAACUACAUCGCUGAGGGCUACAAGAACGCUCUGUCCGAGGAGAGGAGGAGGUACUGCUUCCUGGUGGACCGCCAGUGUGCCGUAGCCAAGAACGGCAGUGCCUACCACGGCAAGGGGAAGGAGCUUUUAUCCCAAAAGAUCCCUGUGUGGCAGCAGGCGUGUGCCGAGCCCAACAAACUGCCAGAUCGUGCCAUGUUCCUGGCCCAGCAGAUGAGCAGUGUAACGGGCACCAUGGUUCCCGGUGGUCAUCAUCCAGGCAUGUCCAUCUCUGAGCCCAUCCCUGGUGCUAAACCCCUGCCGGUGCCUCCUGAGCUGGCGGCCCUCAGGGCAGGUGGAGGCAUGGGACAUCAGAGGCUGAUGGAAGGAGGGAUGCCGGUGAUGAAUGGCACAGGCGGCGCUCACGGAGGGGAGGACUACCAGCAGUGGAUGGAGGGCAAGGUGGCCCAGAGCAAGGCCUCACCGCAGACCCAGCGGCAUGGAGGGGAGGGCUACUCAAACACCCUGCCUGUGCGCAAGGUCGCCCCGGCCAAGAGCAAGACCACACUGACGGAGACUCGUACGCUGCCUCGGUCCAGCUCCAUGGCAGCGGGGCUGGAGAGAAACGGGAGAACUCGAGUCCAGGCCAUCUUCUCCCAUGCAGCCGGCGACAACAGCACCCUGCUCAGCUUCUUUGAGGGCGAUGUGAUAACCCUGCUGGUCCCCGAGGCCCGUGAUGGGUGGCACUACGGAGAGAAUGAGAAGACGAGGAUGCGUGGCUGGUUUCCCUUCUCCUACACACGGGUGAUCUCGGACGGUGACAGCAACUCAAUGAGGCAACUUCGGGUACACAACCUCCACGGGAAGAGCAGCAGCACAGGCAACCUACUAGAGAGAGAAGACAUGGCUCUCCCCGUCCCUGAUUACGGCCUCCACUCCCGUAUGGAGGCACAGAGCGCUGCUGCGCUGCAUGGCAGACAACAACAACAACGCCCCUACAGUGUUGCGGUGCCAGGCUACUCACAGCAAGGAGUUGAAGAGUACGAGCCCCGCUUCCCCACAAGUUCCACAGAGGGCAAAUUGAUUUCGACAGUGUGAGGACAGACAGACAAACAGGCACAGACUCAGCCAGACGAUGCAAUAAGACAGACACCUUGCUGCCCCCUCAACCAACCCCUUCCCUCAUCCUUACCCCUUCUCUCCUGCCUCCCUGCCUCCCACUUACAGCAAUAAACUCUCCCUGAGCCAAUCAAUGCAAGGAAGACGCUUUGGUCUGUAUCUUUCCCUCCCUCUGAUCUCCCUCUUUCCUCCCCCAAUCCCUCCCCGUGCUGUCUUAACUAUUCGGUUGCCACACCGACUGCUGACUACUUGCGAUGCCUCGGUGCCAGAACAAAACAGACUCUGUGCCAUCCGAAUAUUGAAAAUCAAUGUGAUGGACAUUUUUCUCUGAGGAAAAUGUAUCUUUUGCUUGCCUUUCAUGCAUGUACAUUUCUUUUACAUAUUGCUGGGGAUUCUAUUUCCCCACCAAAGGAACCUGAUUCUCACAAAUGUCAGUGCUCUCCAUCCGAAUGACAAUGUAAAGGAUAUGUAAAUCAGGGUGUGUGAAAUGAAUGAUGUUGAUCCCAAAGAGGAUUUCCAUGUAAAAAAAAAAAAAAAAAGAAAAAAAAAAAAAAAAAUCAAUCAAUAUUUUACUGGGUCUUUCAGUAUUCAAUAAUCAUUUUACCUUGUCAUGCUGUGAGGUUUUGUAUUCCUCUGAGAUAAGAGGCCAUGUAUCACGAAUAGUGAACAGCUAAUUAAUAAAUAAAUAAAUAAAUAAAUGUUUUAACUUACGGAGUGGAGACCAUGUGACAGGAAUGUUGACUGUACAUACAUAAAUGUGCCAUACAGAAGUGCUUGUCAUAAAGUAUCUAGAAUCAUUUCAUUCAACAACAA
Messenger RNA from Sander lucioperca (pikeperch), 2681 nucleotides. RefSeq names its product BAR/IMD domain containing adaptor protein 2b (gene baiap2b). Gene Ontology annotation, molecular function: cytoskeletal adaptor activity; protein binding. The record is from RefSeq and is a predicted model, not a curated record. The transcript has 15 exons. Gene Ontology annotation, biological process: plasma membrane organization; actin crosslink formation; positive regulation of actin filament polymerization. Lineage: Eukaryota; Metazoa; Chordata; Actinopteri; Perciformes; Percidae. The coding region runs from base 240 to 1847 and encodes 535 amino acids. Gene Ontology annotation, cellular component: cytosol; nucleoplasm.